This is a messenger RNA of Anneissia japonica, 5726 nucleotides long. RefSeq names its product major yolk protein-like. The transcript is spliced from 30 exons. Gene Ontology annotation, cellular component: extracellular region; plasma membrane; recycling endosome. Bases 49 to 5289 code for a protein of 1746 amino acids. Gene Ontology annotation, biological process: iron ion transport. Lineage: Eukaryota; Metazoa; Echinodermata; Crinoidea; Comatulida; Comatulidae. Gene Ontology annotation, molecular function: peptidase inhibitor activity. The record is from RefSeq and is a predicted model, not a curated record.
UUUUGUCCCGCCGUCGCUCGACAAGCCCGUGCUAUCGAGACAUUCAGUAUGAAGUUGUUCCUACUUCUUACAUACGUUGCUGCAGCAUUCGCUGUUCCUACCACUCCGAUUGUUGAGCACGAAGGUUCAUGCCCUCAAUUACCUAUUGCAAUUUGCAUUGGUGAUACCUGUGAAACUGAUGAUAGGUGUGGUCAGAAGGAAAAAUGCUGCCCGACUAGCUGUGGCAGUAAGGUCUGCAUUGCCGCUAUACCGCCUGAAGAUGUCCAAUCGAUAACCGAUAAUACUCCAGAAGGAGAUAUCAACAAUGCCAAACACGUAGCGCAUGAGCACGAAGGCACAUGCCCUCCAAUACCUAUUGCAAUUUGCAUUGGUGAUACCUGUGAAACUGAUGAUAGGUGUGGUCAGAUGGAAAAAUGCUGCCCGACUAGCUGUGGCAGUAGGGUCUGCAUUGUUGCUCUACCGCCUGAACAUGUCCAAUCGAUAACCGAUAGUACUCCAGAAAGAGAUAUCAACAAUGCCAAACACGUGGCGCAUGACCAACCUAGGCCCGGCAAAUGUCCACUCCCCGAUGACAUCACAGGGGAUUGCUCGGAAUCCAACUGCCAGUCGGACUCCACGUGCGGCACUAAUGAGAAAUGCUGCAUGACAAGAUGUAACAACAAAAUGUGUGUUGCUGCUGUCACAAGACCAGAAGAUCAAUCUAGGCCCGGUAAAUGUCCACUCCCCGAUGACAUCACAGAGGAUUGCUCGGAAUCCAACUGCGAAUCCGACUCCACCUGCGGCACUAAUGAGAGAUGCUGCAUGACAAGAUGUAACAACAAAAUGUGUGUCCCUGUCGUAACAAGACCUUCAAUUGACUUUAUACAACAAGAGCAACUUAGGCAUACUGGUGAUUGUCCACUUCCCACAGAAAUAACAGUGGAUUGCUCCGCAUCGGGGUCCGCAUCCAUUUGCCAGGCGGACUCCAUGUGCGCCCCCAAAGAGAAAUGCUGCCUGACAACUUGUAAAAAAGACAUGUGUGUUCCUGCUGUCCCAAGACAAUCAGUUAACCUUGUCAGAAGACCUGCAGAUCAACCUAGGCCCGGUAAAUGUCCACUCCCUGAUGACAUCACAGGGGAUUGCUCGGAAUCUAACUGCCAGUCGGACUCCACGUGCGGCACUAAUGAGAAAUGCUGCAUGACAAGAUGUAACAACAAAAUGUGUGUUGCUGCUGUCACAAGACCAGAAGAUCAACCUAGGCCCGGUAAAUGUCCACUCCCUGAUGACAUCACAGGGGAUUGCUCGGAAUCCAACUGCCAGUCGGACAGCGUUUGCGGCACUAAUGAGAAAUGCUGCAUGACAAGAUGUAACAACAAAAUGUGUGUUGCUGCUGUCACAAGACCAGAAGAUCAACCUAGGCCCGGUAAAUGUCCACUCCCUGAUGACAUCACAGGGGAUUGCUCGGAAUCCAACUGCCAGUCGGACAGCGUUUGCGGCACUAAUGAGAAAUGCUGCAUGACAAGAUGUAACAACAAAAUGUGUGUUGCUGCUGUCACAAGACAGCCAGUUAACUUUGUCAGAAGACCUGCAGAUCAACCUAGGCCCGGUAAAUGUCCACUCCCCGAUGACAUCACAGGGGAUUGCUCAGAAUCCAACUGCCAGUCGGACUCCACGUGCGGCACUAAUGAGAAAUGCUGCAUGACAAGAUGUAACAACAGAAUGUGUGUUGCUGCUGUCACAAGACCAGAAGAUCAACCUAGGCCUGGUAAAUGUCCACUCCCUGAUGACAUCACAGGGGAUUGCUCGGAAUCCAACUGCCAGUCGGACUCCACGUGCGGCACUAAUGAGAAAUGCUGCAUGACAAGAUGUAACAACAAAAUGUGUGUUGCUGCUGUCACAAGACCAGAAGGCAUCCUAAAGGAAGAUAGACGUUUGAAGAGACAACCCUUCCCUGAUCCACGACCAGAGCAAAUCAUUGAAGAAUCUGAAGACAGAAUUCGAUGGUGUGUACCAAGUGUCUGUGAGCUCAAGAAAUGUCAGCGUAUGGUCAAUGAAUUCACUUACAACCUGACCCCACGCAAAGACUGGAGAUGUAUCCAGGCUGAGUCCAAGGAACAGUGUUUGUACUGGGUAUCCAGAAGACUUGCCGAUGUUGCUGUUACUCGGGUUGAUGAUGUAUACACCGCUGUCAAGAAAUACAAGCUAAAACCAAUUGUCUAUGAGGCUCCAGUCGUCAAGGGAUCCGAAUCACAGGCUCUGAAUAUCUGGGAGAGCAUCACCUUGGCCAUCACCCGCAGGGACAACACGGAAAUCAACAGAUGGUCUGAUAUUCAAGGAAAACCAUCCUGUCAUGCUGGAAUCCAACAAACUUUCAGUUUCAAGGCACCAGUCUGCAGUCUUAUCAGCAAGGAGAUCAUUCCAAAAAGGGGAGAUUACAUCGAAAGCGCCAGCCACUUCUUCUCUGAAAGCUGCGUCCCUGGUAUUCUUGAUAGAAAAUACAACAUUAAAGGCACCUACCCUUUGAACCUCUGUGAAGCUUGUGCCAAAAACAGCGGCAGGUGCAGCAUGACUGAGGAUAGAUACGCAGGCAUUGAAGGCUCUCUUACAUGCCUUAGUGAAUCCAAAGGACAAGUUGCUUUCGUCGACCGCACAUUCUUAGAAAAGAUCAUCGCUGAUGGUCGUGCAAGUAACUAUAAGGUAAUAUGUGAAGAUCAAUCGACUGAUCUGGACCAGCAAUCUACCACCUGGAAAACCAACAAAGCUUGUCAACUUGCUGUCACACCACGACCAACGGUGGUCGUGAACAGCCAGAAAUCUACUACCUACAUAUCCAACGUCAUUGACCUGAUGACCAAGGCUGCCAAAAUCUACGGAAAGAAAUCAGUAAGCAGCUUCAAACUCUUUGAAUCUGUCAGCUACAAGUGCCUUGUCAAGGAUAAGGAAGGUGUUUAUGAAAAUGACAUCAUCUUUAGAGACACCAAGGGUGACGAGACUCGUGAAAUUGUUACAAUCACCGAUGAUAAACCAUUUGCCGAUGAAUUCUUCCGAGAGUUCUCUAGCUGUAUGAAUCUGGAUCCUAAACCAAGUGCAAAAUGGUGUGUUGUCACCCAGGCCGCCCUCGACAAGUGCAUAGAGAUGAAGACGAACUUCGACAAAACUGACAAGGUUAAUGAUAUUGCUUGGGGAUGUGAAAAGCUGCCAUCAACCAUGGAAUGUAUGAAAGCAGUGUUGAACGGCACGGCCGACCUGUACUCCACAGAUCCAACGGAGACCUUCAUUGCAGGACACGAGUUCAAACAUCAACCAAUCCUCAGCCAAUAUUUUGAUACGUUGACCACACCUCUUUACACUGACACCACCAACAAAUCGUUCGACGAAACCACCUACACCUACACCAUCGGUAUCAUGAAGAAGGAUCGAUUCUAUGACUUGUAUGGCAGCGAUGCCCGCCACGUUAAAAGUCUCCGCAACUUAAAUACUUGCCAUGCUGGCAUGAAGAAGUUGUCCUCUUUCCACCAUCCCAUUGGCUGGCUUUUGGCUAACGGAACCAUCCCACGUAUUGGCUCAAUCUUCGAGUCUGUCAAUAGAUACUUUGAUUUGUCGUGUCUUCCAGGAUCCGAUCCUAGCAUCUGGAGACUAGAUACCGAUCUACUUAUGGGUCACGAACUCAACUGGGGAUUUAACAGCCUUUACUUUUACAACUUCACUGGCUUCCAGUGGUUUAUCUGGAACUCACCAGCUACAUGGAACUACUACAACUGGGACAGGCAGACACCAUGCACACUUCAGUCGCUCCUUCUGGAUAACAUAGAAAAACAAAGUGGACUUUCUGGCAUCGGUAAGACUCAUAUUCAUCAAGAUGACCUUGACUGGCAAAUGCUCAAAGACAUCGUCGGCCUCCCAGAUGAUAUCACACAUGUUCAAGGAUUGGACGAUCAGAUCACCAACAGUGGACCUCCAGGAGCUCCACGAAAGAAUUCCAGAGUUAACGACAUCCAGAAACACAAUGAAAAUGGAGUGAAAAUUGGCCGUUUGAGAAGCAAUAUUUUGUCAUACGCCCUUCAAAUGCGUUACGAGAGAAUGGAACAACUGGGAGAAGUCAUGAAGUUCCUUCACAAUGUCCCAACCGUCCCAGACAUCCGUAACAGGAAUUCUGAUUGGAUGAAUCACCCAUCUGUCCAGAGUUACCUUGAGAUUUACUAUCCAAAUAUGAUCGGUUAUUACAGCGGCUUGUUUGAAGAUGCAGAGAUCCGUAAGCGUGAAUUUAACCGAUACACCAACCCAAUCUGGCUGUCUACUAAGUACUCAAACUACGUCGAUGUCAUGAAGACUCAUCAGAGAGAAAUGUGCCAUAGCUGCAUUGGAUACGGACCCAAGAAAUGCGUAGAAGACACUACUGCCGAGCCAUACUUUGACUACAUAGGCUCGCUCGCAUGUCUGGAAGAAAAAGCUGGUGACAUCGCUUUCUUUGAGGCCCACAAAUUCCAAGAACUCUUGAACGCUGAUGGUCAGAAACGCCCAGAAGAGUACGUCUUGGUUUGCCCAACAGGCGAAGUCGUCCUCUACCAAAAUGAAGUUAGCAUCAUCGAAAAAUGCAACUUCGGUCGCGUCCCAUACCCUGCUAUCGUUACUUCACAUAUAAAAACUGGUAGCUGGAGAUGGAACGUCACCAAAGCUCUCUUAAGUGCGCAGGAGAUAUUCAACGUCCAAUUGAGGAGAAGCGAUCCCGCUCAAUUCAGUAUGUUUGGAGAGAAUAGCGUGUUCGAUCGUUCCACCACUGAAUUGAGACCGAUAAACCUCCUGCACCAGACACACCAGACCUUCCUCGGACCAAUGCUCCUCCAUUCAAUGGAAGCCAUCAUCAAGCCAUCAAAUUUUGACUGGUGGAAAGAAGACAGCAAGAAGUGUUAUGGAGAGACUUACACCAAUAUCCUUACUGAAAAAGAUGGUACUUGCAACGCUAUAGUGAAGAACGUUACUUGUGUUGGCAGUCCACCCACUAAGACUGUCUCUGUAGGACGUUAUGGCAAGAAAACAGAAGUCACUGUAGAAAUGUGCAGCCGUCCAACCAAACACAUCCGCAAAGUAGCCGAGUUCACAUGUGAGAAUGGAGAUGGUUACAUGAAACCAGUUACCGUCGCGGUCAGCUGCGAAUGUGUGCCAUGUAAUGAGCUGACAUACUCGCCGACGUGGAACAAAGACCACUUCUGGAAGACCGACGCGAAGUUGUACCACAGAAACAAGGUGUCAAACAAGGAAUCUGACUACGAUCUUUGGGGUAACAAACUUCAAGGCAAGGCUACACUCUAAAAGGACAUUCGACUUUAAAUUUUAAAUUAUCGCUUCUAUCGCGCUUCACCUAAUGUAUUGCACUAUUGAAAUAUAGAGCUUAAUUAUUGCUUUUGCUGGUACAAUAUUAUGUUGUAUACUGUUUUAUUAUGUAAAAAGGUAAGUCAAAGGUCCAGUCAGGUAAAUUAACUAAAACUCACUGAUGAUUCAACACUGUUAGUCUUAAGAGACUUAAAAAAAAAAACUAUACAGCCCAUUGUGACUGACUCAGUUCCACUUAUUUUUAAUUUGCUAAUUAAUUAUUAAUUGUGUGCAGUGUUAUAAUUCAUUUCUAUUUUAUUUGUACGAAUUUUUUUUGGAUUUUGUUUGAUUGCGCAAGUUAUUUUGUAUUGCAUGGUGAUUUGUUACUUCGGUACACGAAAAAAGACAAAUAAACAGUACUUUUUUUGCACAAUGUA